Fraxinus pennsylvanica is the source of this 471-nucleotide messenger RNA. The record is from the annotation of a GenBank genome assembly. NCBI's taxonomy places the organism in Eukaryota, Viridiplantae, Streptophyta, Magnoliopsida, Lamiales, Oleaceae.
AUGAGGAAGUUGAAUUUCAGGAGGGUGUUGGACCGUAUAUGUUUUUCUUCUGGCUCUGGCUCUGGCUCUGGCUCGGGUUCUUGCUUUUGCAUUAGUGCUAACUGUGGGAACGAAGAAGAAGAAGAAGAAGAAGAAUUCGAAGAAAAGCCACUAAUUGCAAAAACUGACGAAGUAGUUGGUCCAUUGUUGAGAGUCAAAGACAUUAUAGCUGGAACACCUUCUCUGGCUUUCCAACUUAAGCCUAAGAUGGUGGUUCUGAGAGUAUCCAUGCACUGUAAUGGUUGCGCAAGAAAAAUCGAGAAGCAUAUAGCGAAGAUGGAAGGGGUGAGUUCAUAUCAAGUAGACCUGGUAACAAAAAUGGUGGUUGUCACAGGGGACAUUGUUCCUUUUCAAGUAUUAGAGAGUAUUUCCAGAGUCAAAGCUGCAGAGCUUUGGAACGAUCCAUCCUCGUCCCCUCUUGUAAUUACUUGA